AUGAUAUGUACAUUUGAAACAUUACCAAAUGAAGUUCUUAUUAUUAUCUUCUCUUAUUUAUCAUGGUUAGAAAUGUUAACUUUGUGGCCAUUAAAUCACCGCAUAAAUAAUCUUAUUUGUUCAAUUAUUUCAAUAAAUGAUAAUCGGCAAAAUAGUGGUAUUGUUAUUAAAGAUUCAGGUUUAUCUUACGACAAAUAUUAUUUAAGAUUACUACCAUUUCUUAAUCGUUCAUCAUUAUUAUCAUUUUGUUCUUGUAUUCGACGUAUGUGUUAUGAUGGAACAAAUUCAAUAGCUUGUAAUAUUAGUUAUGAAUGGAUUUUUUUUCAAAAUAAUGAUCAAAAAAUGCUUCGUUUUCCUUUUCUAAAAUCACUUGUUCUCACUCGAUGCUGGUUGUCUGGACCAUUAAUUCAAAAUUUAUCUUUACUUAUUGACAACCAAUUAGAUGAACUUACUUUAACAUUUGAUAACGACGCAUUCAAUGCUCUUCGAUAUGAACUACCAAGUGUGAAAAGAAAAUAUAACAAGAGUAAUUAA
Molecule: messenger RNA, 534 nt
Organism: Rotaria socialis
Lineage: Eukaryota; Metazoa; Rotifera; Eurotatoria; Philodinida; Philodinidae
Source: the annotation of a GenBank genome assembly